Molecule: messenger RNA, 2278 nt
Organism: Aricia agestis (brown argus)
Lineage: Eukaryota; Metazoa; Arthropoda; Insecta; Lepidoptera; Lycaenidae
Gene: Ssrp
Product: FACT complex subunit Ssrp1
Exons: 14
Coding region: 100-2277 (725 amino acids)
Cellular component (GO): FACT complex; nucleus
Molecular function (GO): DNA binding; histone binding; nucleosome binding
Source: RefSeq, a predicted model, not a curated record
ACAGCCGCUAAAUAUCGCUCAAUGCUUUGUUCCAUUUGUUUAAAAUAUAUUAUUUUGUUCGCUAUAUUCUGAAAAUUUUCAAGAAUCAAGUAAUUUAUAAUGGAGUUUCUAGAAUAUAACGAUGUAAAAGCUGAAAUCAAAGGCUCUAUGGUACCAGGCAGAUUAAAAAUGACCGACCAAAACAUAGUAUUUAAAAAUAGCAAAACUGGCAAAGUGGAACAAAUAUCAGCAAAUGAUAUUGAACUGGUUAACUUUCAAAAGUUCAUUGGUUCUUGGGGAUUGAGAGUUUUUCUCAAAAAUGGCACUCUACACAGAUAUGGAGGUUUCAAAGAGGGGGAACAAGAAAAAGUGGCGAAAUUCUUCAAAAAUAACUACAACAAAGACAUGUUGGAGAAGGAACUUUCUCUCAAGGGCUGGAACUGGGGUACGGCUAAAUUUAACGGUGCAGUGCUGAGCUUCAAUGUCGGCUCCAACACAGCCUUUGAAAUCCCCCUGCAUUAUGUAUCACAGUGUAAUACUGGCAAGAAUGAGGUCACACUUGAAUUCCAUCAGAAUGAUGAUACUCCAGUGUCACUGAUGGAGAUGAGGUUCCACAUACCAACUAACGAGCUGGCCGGAGACAUGGAUGCUGUGGAGGCCUUCCACCAGCAGGUCAUGAAUAAGGCCAGCGUCAUAUCUGUCUCUGGAGACGCUAUUGCCAUCUUCAGAGAACUCCAAUGUCUCACACCUCGUGGUCGCUACGACAUCAAAGUGUUCCAAACGUUCUUCCAGCUUCACGGUAAAACAUUCGAUUACAAAAUUCCAAUGUCAACAGUAUUGCGUCUCUUUCUACUUCCCCACAAGGAUACGAGACAGAUGUUCUUUGUGGUGUCACUGGAUCCACCGAUCAAGCAGGGGCAGACCAGAUAUCAUUUCCUGGUUCUGCUAUUUGGUAUAGAAGAGGAGACGAGCUUGGAACUACCAUUCACAGAAGAGGAACUGAAAGAGAAAUAUGAAGGUAAAAUAACGAAAGAAUUGUCAGGACCCACAUAUGAGGUGCUUGCUAAAAUCAUGAAGGUCAUCAUAAACAGAAGAGUCACUGGACCAGGAGAUUUCUUGGGUCAUCACAAGACCCCUGCUAUAGCUUGUUCAUACAAAGCGGCGGCGGGCUAUCUGUAUCCGUUGGAGAAAGGUUUCAUAUACGUCCACAAGCCGCCCGUACAUAUACGCUUCGAGGAGAUCGCGUCUGUCAACUUCGCGAGAGGAGGCGCUUCGUCUACCAAGUCCUUCGAUUUUGAAAUCGAGCUCAAACAAGGAAGCGUUCACACAUUCAGCAGUAUUGAGAAGGGAGAGUAUGACAAGCUCUUUGACUACAUUACCUCAAAGAAACUACAUGUCAAGAAUACUGGCAAGAACGACAAGGCGUUAUACGACGACGACUUCGGCGACUCCGACACUGAGAAGGAGCCUGACGCGUACCUCGCGCGUGUCAAGGCGGAGGCGAAAGAACGCGACUCGGGCGACAGCGACAGCGACGAGAGUACUGACGAAGACUUUAACCCGGAUAAGGCGAAUGAGAGCGACGUUGCUGAGGAAUAUGACACAAAUCCGUCUUCAUCAGAAGACUCAGAUGCGUCAGGCGGCUCGACCUCUAGCAAAAAGGAGAAGAAAAAGGAGAAAAAGCCAAAGAAAGCGGUUACUGUGUCGGAAACGCCACGCAAACGCAAAGAAAAGUCCAAGAAACGCGAGAAAGACGCCAACGCGCCAAAACGACCGGCGACUGCUUUUAUGCUGUGGCUGAACGAGAAUAGACGGUCCAUACUCGACGAAAACCCCGGCAUCAAAGUGACAGAAGUAGCCAAGAAGGGAGGCGAGUUGUGGCGAGACUUGACCGAUAAGUCGGAAUGGGAAGAAAAGGCAAGCAAGGCGAAAGAGGAAUAUAACCAAGCGAUGAAGAAAUACAAAGACAGCGGCGCGGCGGACGAAUUCAAACAGAAGAAGAAACAAGCUGAUAAGGAAAAGAAGGCAGCGGAGAGAAAGAAAGGAGCCGCUGCCAGCAAGAAAGCUAAGAACACCUCCGCCGGUUCCGGUUCUGGCAACUUCAAGAGCAAAGAGUACAUCGAUGAUGAUGACAGCUCCUCCGACUCUGACAGCGGGAAAAAGAAGGAAACCAAGAAGGACACGAAGAAGGAUAGCAAAGAGAGCAAAGAAUCUAAGAAGUCGAAGAAAUCGUCAUCAGAAGCGUCUUCGGGCUCCGGCGAAGAGAGUGGGAGCGGGAGCGGCAGCGGCAGUGAUUAGA